This is a messenger RNA of Salarias fasciatus (jewelled blenny), 4066 nucleotides long. RefSeq names its product F-box only protein 10-like. Gene Ontology annotation, biological process: ubiquitin-dependent protein catabolic process; regulation of apoptotic process. Gene Ontology annotation, molecular function: protein binding. NCBI's taxonomy places the organism in Eukaryota, Metazoa, Chordata, Actinopteri, Blenniiformes, Blenniidae. The coding region runs from base 299 to 3250 and encodes 983 amino acids. The transcript has 11 exons. The record is from RefSeq and is a predicted model, not a curated record.
CGCGGUGUAAAUAGUUCCCCUGCUCCCUGGAGAUCGUGUCCGUGAGCGCAGGAAGAAAGUGAACGCCUACUUUUGGGAAGCGGAAGAUGGAGAUGUGCGUGCGUGUUCGCUCGGCGCCUCCUCCGUCGUUUGGACCGCGGCACCAUGGCUCGCCGUGAGCCCCCGGACGCUGAGCGGACCCGGGUCUCUGCGGCGGACGUGCACGGCGGCUCGGAUCUCCGCGGCGGCCGACAUGUGUUGAUUCGUCCAAGUAUGGAGAACUGCUGAGAAGACAAAAGGGAGGUGCGUCUCUGCUGCCAUGGAGGUGGGCAGCCUCCCCGUGGAGCUGUGGAGGGUGAUCCUGGCCUACCUGCCUCUGGCGGACCUGGGCCGCUGCUGCCAGGUGUGCCGCGCCUGGAGGGAGCUCGUCCUGUCCCUGGACAACACCCGCUGGAGGCAGCUGUGCCUGGGCUGCCCCGAGUGCAGGCACCCCAACUGGCCCAGCCGGCCCCACCUGGAGCCCCCCUCCUGGAGGGAGGCCCUGAAGCAGCACGCCCUCGCAUCCCGGACCUGGACCCAGAACGGACCGGAGCUGCAGUCCUCGGCCUGCCUCCUCUUUUUCAGAAGGCGGAAGGUCCGCAGGGUUUGGCACGUGGGCCCCGGGUAUGAGUUUGACACCCUCCGAGGGGCGCUCGGAGUGGUGGGGGCGUAUGACCGCGUGGUUCUCCAUCCGGGGGUGUAUGAGGAGCAGGCCGAGGUGGUGCUGAAGGUGCCGGUGGAGCUGGUGGGGCUGGGCCGGCUGGGCGAGGUGGCCCUCCUGGUGUGUGUGGAGCAGCAGUGUCCCACCGCCAGACUCUGUAACCUGGUGUUCAUGCCACCCUGGUUCUCCACUGUUGUCUACAAGACAUCAUGGGGCCACGUGCAACUAGACAACUGCAACUUCGAGGGCGCUCAGCUGCAGAUCCGGGGGCCGGGGACGUGCCAGGCCCGGUUCUGCUCCUUCUCACAGGGCAGCUCGGCCCACUUGAUGGGUGUUGUCCUCAGUUUGUUGGACAGCUGCGACUUCUCGGGAAGCGACACAGCCUCGGUGACUGUGGAAGGCCCCCCGGUGUCGGAGAGGAACUGGGCUUGUAAACACUUGGCCGCUUUGACCAGGACGUUCCCGUCGUGUGUCGUGGCUGGCUCCACCAGCUCCCCCAAAAGCCCGCAGGCAGGCUCUGCUGGUGGGCCUCAGCCUCCUGCCGCUCAUGCUAAAAACGAGCCGGUGAACAUCGAGGACUGGAGGAGGAGGGCCGGGGUGGACGCGGUGUGUCAGGGCACAGUGAUCGAAGAUGGCUGGAGCGACGGUGAGCGCAGCGAGGGCGAGGAGGAGCACCGAGAUGGAGCAGAGAGCAACGACACCAAAAAUCAAUUUAUUCAGAAUUACAAAAUCCCCUGUGACCAUCACGGUCUGUCACAUUUGCUCAAACCCCAGCCAGAUGGCUCUCCGCCACUCGCCUCAUCCCCUGAUCCCCCAUCUGUGACCCCUGCACCCCUCACCCUUCAGCAGGAAUUAGACAGGGACCCAGAGGCUCAAAUGUUGGCAGCAUCCACUCUUGGCUGCAUCCUCCGACACUGCCUCUUCAGGGACGGAAAGGGCGGCGUGCACUUGUCUAAUUAUGGACAAGCUCGGCUGGAGGAAAAUGUGUUCCGCGGGCUGAAUUACGCCGUUCGCUGCAUCCAGAACUCCACAAUAGUGAUGCUGAGAAACGAGGUGUGCGAGUGCCGCGCGUCAGGUGUGUUCCUGCGCCUCUCUGCUCAGGGCCUCAUCGCAGAAAACAAUAUCCACUCAAACGGAGAGGCGGGACUGGACAUACGGAAAGGGGCCAACCCCACCAUCGUGUGUAAUAAGAUACACAGUGGUUUGCGUUCUGGGGUUGUUGUUCUUGGAAAUGGAAAAGGUUCCAUUCGGAGCAACCAGAUCUAUAACAACAAAGAAGCGGGCGUGUAUAUCCUCUUCAGUGGAAAUCCUGUGGUGAGUGGGAAUCACAUCUUUCAAGGCCAGGCAGCGGGGAUCGCCGUCAACGAGAACGGCAGAGGGAUGAUAACAGAGAACGUCAUCAGAGAGAACCAGUGGGGCGGCGUGGACAUUCGUAGAGGCGGCGACCCCGUCUUAAAGAACAACUACAUCUGCUACGGUUACUCGGAUGGCGUGGUGGUGGGAGAGAGAGGACGAGGACUGAUCGAGGGAAACCACGUCUACUGUAACAAAGGCUGCGGCGUCUGGGUCAUGUCCUCCAGCCUCCCACAGCUCCUGUCGAACUUCAUCAUCCAUAACGGCAUGUACGGGCUGGCGGUGUUCUGCCGGAAGGACCCGGAUAGCAUGGACGCCAAUCAGGGGAACUGGCCGGGGCAGGAGGGGAUCGGCGGAGAUGGAGGCAGCGGGGAGAGAAGGGAAGUCGACGUGGAAGGAAGAGACGGGCAGGAAAACUUUAAUGAAGAAGGGGAAUUGUUCGCUUGGGAGAGCGAUCUGGAAAGCGAGGAUGAGCGCCACUCCGCCCGUCGGUGCAUCAGCGUGGCGCUGGUGGAGGGGAACUGCGUGAGCUACAACGGAGCAGUUGGUCUGUAUGUCAAGAGCAGCGAGGCCCUGAAUGUUUUCGCCAACCUCAUAAACAACAACCGUGGUCCCGGCGUGGCCGUGCUGCAGAGCAGUCAGCUGACCCGACUCGUUACCAACUGCAUCCGAGAAAACGGCCGGGGUGGCGUUACCGUGGAGAAGGACUGCAGGGUGGAGCUGCGCGGCAAUGGUAUCUAUGAGAACAGCGGCCACGGUGUCAGCUUCAGCAGCGGAGGACAGAUUGUGGAGAACGACGUGGUUGGAAACUGUGGAUGUGGGAUCCAGAUCUCUGGAAGCGCCGAUAUCAAGGUAAUGCGCAAUCGUGUCCAGCCAGCUCAGGGCUGCGGCAUCGCCCUGCUGGGGCCGGUGAAAGGCGUCGUCCAUGACAACGUCUUAUAUCAGGGUCACCCUGAAAACAGAAAAUCCCUGCUGCACAUGGAUCCUGCCAAUGAAAGCUGCGUGUUGCGCAACAACAAUAUUCUGAGGCAUAACAGCUCUACAUCGGUACCACCCUGGGUUUUGGAAAGCCCCCCUCCUCGCCCACAGGGCCCCGCUUCUGCUGGCCUCAACUCAUCCCAGUACCCGUCCCGACUUGGCAUCUCCAUGACGACGCGGAUCAGCGCGACCGUCGAAAGCGGCUGCCACAACGGCAGCAAGUUCUGCUCCAUCCUGUGAAAUACGAGCAAGAUAAUCUUACCAAGAGGUCUUUUCAUCGAGAGGAUCUUUUAAUAAAAAGGUCCGUCCGGCUGGAGUGAAGCUUUAUAAGAAGCAGAAACACUAAAGUGGCCAUCUGCCACACCGUGACACACUUGUAAAAAAACAACGUGGACCAAUGAAGUGAAACCCAAGUACACUGUUGUCAUUCUACAUUUAAAUCCAUUUGAGCACAAAAUCUUUACCUUUGUUUGGUUGAUUAGCUCCUGAGACUUGCUGGUUAGGACGUGCACAUUUCUAAAUCCUAGCGGGGGUCCAAAGAAAGCUUCAGAUAUGCCAGCUAAAUAUGGUGCAGAGUAAAGCUGCGCCUGGUCUGAUUUCUUCGAUGAUUGUAGCUAGGAAAACGGUGUUCAUGAUGUAUAUGCAAGAAAAAAAAAGUAAAACAAAGCCAAACUGAAGCUCCUGCCUCUUGAAUAGAGCUGCUGUUUCCAGGUGAGUUUUGUGUUCUUGUACAACUUCAUGCUUAGAAAUUGAUUGAAAAAGUUUCCUCCGGUUAUCAUGUUCCGCAGUGAUACACAACCACACACACACACACACUCGCCUGGAAACAGCCUGUCAGAAGGAUAAAGAUUCUUAGUGUGCAAUAUGUGAUGUCUACAAAUGUGCCUAUACGUUUCAACCGUCUCAGCUAGAUGUUCUGCCAUCUAGAUUUUGUUUACAGCUCAUUAGUUUGCUUUUUUUUGUAAGCAUUAAGCAAUGAUGUCCCGUACAACUUAAAGUUAACCACUUUAUUUGUCUAUAAAACAAAACAAUAAACAGGUCUUGUUUUCUGACUGA